AAAGUCGAUUAUUUAGAUACAUUGUUACCGAAUGACAAUCGACCCAUCACUACAUUAACGAUAUUUAGGAGCCUAUGAAGGGAUCAUAUGUUACUGAAGUGAAGUAUUCCGCCUUGUUUGUUUUGUUUAUUUUUUCAAUAUGUUGUUUUUUUAUGUUAUGAGUGUUUCGUGUAUAACCUGGAUACUGUUUUGUGACAGUUUGGCUGCGGCUUUAAUUAUUAGUCUUUUAGAUUGUGAUUUAUAAAACUUAAGGUUUACUCUGGAUUAAGUCACAGACAGUGUUUAAUUUUAUUUUUAUAUGACUAUUUUUACUUUUAAGGAACAAUUUUUAUAUUCUUAGGUAAAUUCUAUGCCGGUAACGAAUGUUAGGCUACAUUGAUACAUUUAGCAGAAAUGAGAAAAGUAUGUUUGUAAAAAGUAUUACUAAGGGGAUAUAUAAUAAUUUAUUAUCUGGCAAUUUAUGAAAUCUGUAUGUAAAUAUCAUGGCUGAGAAUAUUGGCUUAGUCAUACAAGUACAGUCUGGAACUUCAUUAAUUGCAAACAAUGCAACUAAUGACAUUUCUGUUGAUGAAAUAAAAGAAGAGAUCAAGUUUAUAUUCAAGGAUUGCAAAUUUCAGCACAGUAAAGCCAGCAAUAAAAAGAAAGCUUAUAGAUCUCUAAAGCAAAUUAUCUCUCAAGAAAAAAGUUUACCUUGGCCAUCUAAUGCAGUUACCUACAGCUCAAUAUCUGCACCUCCGUCUUUCCUACCAGCAAAAAAAUAUUCUGAUAUUUCUGGUUUAACAGCAAAAUAUACAGAUCCCCAGACCAAGUUGUAUUACGCAAUGGCUGAAGAGUUUGCCACAGUACGGAACCUGCCCAGUGAUAUUAUAGCAGGCUACUUAUCCCUACGAGGAGCAAAUAAUCCAAUCGGAUAAUAGAGCUUAACUAUUUUUGUAUGUUUUAUAAAUAAAGAACUUUUUUAAA
This is a messenger RNA of Homalodisca vitripennis (glassy-winged sharpshooter), 963 nucleotides long. Its product is annotated as INO80 complex subunit C. The transcript is spliced from 4 exons. Gene Ontology annotation, cellular component: Ino80 complex. Gene Ontology annotation, biological process: chromatin remodeling. Lineage: Eukaryota; Metazoa; Arthropoda; Insecta; Hemiptera; Cicadellidae. The record is from RefSeq and is a predicted model, not a curated record. The coding region runs from base 483 to 914 and encodes 143 amino acids.